GCAAAUGGGAGGCGAUGAUCCAUUACUGUUUGCUUUCUGGGCUUGGCAAUCUCUUAGCCGUAAAUAUGCAUGAAAAUAACUGUGCUUGAGUAACGACCAGCAUGAAAGAUUAAUGCGUCUGGUUGCUUACUUUUGUUCUAAGUCUCUUCACGGUGAUUACAGGCAUAUGAAUUAUGCAGCUGCAGGAAAACUCAAAUCCUUAAGUUGACGGCAAAUCGGUCAAACUCCUUUUCAUUAACAUCGAAUGUGCCUCUAAGUACCGAAAUCAAAGAACUCCAUUGAAAUCGCUGCUGUUCUAAACGAACCAUCCGAUUAAUGAAUAGAUAGGAAGACAAGUGCAACAAACAACAUGGAAAUAAACGUCGUUGGCAUUAUUGGCAUCGCUGUAUUUUAUCUGCUGAUCCUCGUUCUUGGAAUCUGGGCUGGCUGCAAGAAAUCGAAGCACCAGGAGAAUGGAGAGCAACACGAUGAGAGCAACGAAGUCAUGCUGGCUGGACGGAGCAUUGGGCUUUUUGUUGGCUGCUUCACCAUGACAGCUACAUGGGUUGGUGGUGGCUACAUCAAUGGAACUGCGGAGGCUGUUUACAAGUACGGACUCACGUGGGCUCAGUCAUCAUGGGGAUAUUCCUUGAGUCUUUGCUUUGGUGGUUUUCUUUUUGCAAAAAUAAUGCGGAGGCGAGGCUACGUGACAAUGUUGGACCCAUUUCAAGACAGAUAUGGAAUCAGGGUGGGAGGACUUAUGUAUAUCCCAGCAUUCCUCGGUGAGUUGAUUUGGUCGGCGGCCACGCUGAACAGCCUCAGUGCCACGAUCAGCAUCGUCAUGAAUAUCUCAAGGGAGCUGUCCGUUGCAGCAUCAGCAUGCAUUGCGGUGUUCUACACGUUUCUUGGCGGUCUCUGGUCAGUGGCCUACACAGAUGUUGCACAGUUGAUCUGCAUGUUCAUAGGAAUGUGGCUUACAAUUCCAUUUGCAUUGACUCACAAAGCCGUAACGCCGAUUUCACAGACGAAGCAAACUUGGGUUGGAGACCAAAGUUGGGAAUGGGGAUCCUUUGGGAAUUGGAUGGACAAUGCCCUGUUACUGAUAUUUGGUGGAAUUCCAUGGCAAGUCUACUUCCAGCGUGUGCUAUCCAGCAAGACCCACAAGAGAGCGCAGUACCUCUCUUUUGCAGCCUCUGUUGGGUGCUUGAUCAUGGCAGUGCCAUCUAUCCUUAUUGGUGCCAUUGGUAAAUCCACAGACUGGGAGCAAACCGGGUUCAACUCAGUUGCUGAAAGGGACAGCAAUGGCUCCAUGAUAAUCAAGCCAUCGAUGAUAAUGCCAAUGGUUUUGCAGUACCUGACGCCAACGUGGGCAUCUUUUGUUGGCCUAGGGGCGGUGUCCGCAGCUGUCAUGUCCAGUGUCGAUUCGAGUGUGCUGUCUGCAAGCUCUAUGUAUGCACACAACAUUUACAAAACGAUUUUCAGGCAGCGGGCUUCAGACAAAGAAGUCAUAUGGGUGAUUCGAGCAUCCAUUAUUGUUGUUGGUGCCCUAGCAACAGCGAUUGGACUGACAGUUGAAUCCAUAUACGGACUCUCCUAUCUCUGCUCUGAUAUCAUCUACGUCGUCUUGUUCCCAGAAUUACUCUGUGUGCUCUAUUUCGGUUAUUCAAACACUUAUGGUGCCCUGUUUGGUUACAUUAUGGGGUUCCUUCUUCGACUUUUAGGAGGCGAACCAUUGAUCAAUAUGCCAGCAGUUAUCAAAUAUCCGUUGUACAAGGAGACCAAAAAUGGAUCAUUCAUACAGAAUUUUCCAUUCCGGACCCUUAAUAUGGUGAUCACUCUGUUCUGCAUAGUGUUUGGCUCGCUUUUGGCACAGGUUGUCUUCAAAUACUGCCUGAGCUUGAAAUUCGACAUUGCAGGGGAUUUUCAAAAUGGCAUCCCCAAUAUUGAGCUAAGGAAAAUGGUCAACUUAAAAGGCGUGGAUAUCAAGCCCGAAUACAAGACCGUCCUACUUGACAAUGCUGCGACAGCUAAUGGCAAGGAGUCCCAUGAAAUGGAAGAGCACAUGAAAGCAAACUAGGCCCUUUUGUCGAUCAAUAUUUACAAAUGAAUACUUAGGCUUAUUUUAAUGCGAUGGAGAACAAGUAUAUAGAACCUCCAUAUUUUUGCUUAUCAGCUAUAGUUUAUGCAUUAUGCGUAGCCAGGCUCAGGCAGGACCGCGUGGCCUCCAUAUCAUGGCUAUGAAAAUAUCAAAUAGAUAUUUAUUUUCUUUACUGUAGACACGAUCCUGCCUUGCUUACCAGAGCUUUAUUCCGAAUGAGGGCGGGGCUAAGGUAUCCAGGGCAAGGCAACUACGAGCUUCAAUUGCUAGUGUAAAGUAAUGCUCGGCAGGGCAGUUGAGGAGUGUAGGUUGUUUGAAUUUUGACUGAAAAGCCUAUGCAAUAGCAUUCAAAUAUUGUUGCUAUUUGGUUGAAUUUUUGCACCAAUGAGAAUCGAUCAAUACAUGCUGUCUCUCAAACAAUUUAUGUAUGAAGGUUAAAAGAGAGGGAUAAUAACGUGGACAAAGUUUUCUCAGCAUAAUCAGCUUUCGCGUACUUGAAACAAACAGGGAAUGCACUUGUCAUAUUUCAGUCAGGCCAAGUCUUUGGAAAUCAUGAAUUACUUUGCCAAAAUGUACAAAUUCUAAUGAAACUUUUAUGAAGUGGCUUACCUUUACAGUCUCAGGUGUGUCUGUGUUGAAUGUAAAUCAUAUUCUAUUCUGUCAAAAUUCUUUAAAACUAGUUCGACAUGUGUCCUUGGUCCACUUCUUUUUAAUUCAAGUUAUUAGCCAACAAGCCAGACAAGACCCGUAGUCUGUUCGCAUUCUCAAAUACUGUGAUAGUGCACAGUUAUAGGAGCUUGUUUGAUUUGUUUGCUUAGGCCAAGCAGGGGAAGUCACGAGGUUUCCCCUUGGGUGAAAGAAAACGUGCAGGAGCAUGAUUUUUGUGCUCUGUUUGUAGUUCUAAGCAUAAUGCCGACCCAAGACUUUAUUUGUAUGCAAAUUAUACCUAUAGGAAAACAACUCAUUAUUUUGCUUGUUUUUGGUAUUUUUUACCUUUCCCGGACGAGAUUAUAUAAGGAUUAUGUCAGAUGUACCAAAACGUUUAAACAGCACUUCUACUUUAGGAGACCAAUCUAAUCAACUGAGGUUAGAUAAUGCUUCGUGUAAAACAGCAUAACAUACAUAUCGAUCAUGUAUUGUACUUUUGAAUUGUAGACUACAGUUUAGCUUGCCUCCCUCGUUUGCUCUAAUUGAAAAUAGUAGGCCAAUAAAAACCUCUGUACAAUAUAAUGGAAGGACCAUCGAGCUGAUCUACAACCGCUUAAAAGUUCGCUAGAUAAGGAACAAUGUUGGCCUAAACACAAACUUAAAAACCGCUUUUCAAUUAGCAGAUAUCUGAUAAUGUCCUUGUCUGUUUGAAGUUUCGAGGAAUUGGAUGCAAAGCGUGUGUGUUAAAGAGACAUUUAAAGAGUAAGUUGCAACUUAUACAUAUUUCGCAAAACAACUCUUUUUCCAUAUUAGAUAAACCCACUCUUCGACUUGAGCGACGUGAAGUAAAAAUAUAGCAUUGAUAUUACUGCAGAAUAAUGUGUGUAGCGAAUCAUUAUAUAGUUAUAUCUAACUGUGAUUGUUAAAGCUUUCAACAAAUAUUUAUUUUUUUGUCUCUUCCUUUGCCUAAAUGAUAGUGCAUAUUUUUUAACGAUGUAAAUAUGAUUCUAUGGGGAUACGUUCGAGCAUCAACGUUGAAGUGGUGGCUUAUUCGAGAGAUCAUUUUAGAGGGGUACUUAUACGAGAGUUUGGUGUAUUCGAGAGUCUAAGCUUAAUGGUAAGUAAGGCGAGCAUAACAAAACUCGAUUUGAGAAUAUUUAACAAGACAAUAUGCUCCUUAAGUGCACGCACAAAAUCUAAAAACUAUGGUUAACAAGUGUUGUGUCUUUAUGCCUGUACUGUCGCGCAUAUAGAGUAUCUGUAACUCAAACAAAAAUGCGUCAGGACAUAGUGCCUGUAAGUGAAGUUUGUUCAUGGCGAGGAACCGAAGCACAGGCCAUUAUAUCAGUAGCCCACGACCCUGUAUACUGAGCCAAUCUCAC
Molecule: messenger RNA, 4107 nt
Organism: Rhopilema esculentum
Lineage: Eukaryota; Metazoa; Cnidaria; Scyphozoa; Rhizostomeae; Rhizostomatidae
Product: high-affinity choline transporter 1
Biological process (GO): acetylcholine biosynthetic process; choline transport; transmembrane transport
Cellular component (GO): plasma membrane
Molecular function (GO): choline:sodium symporter activity
Source: RefSeq, a predicted model, not a curated record